This is a messenger RNA of Pimephales promelas (fathead minnow), 2126 nucleotides long. It is a transcript of the gene c1ql3a, whose product is annotated as complement C1q like 3a. Gene Ontology annotation, molecular function: protein binding. The record is from RefSeq and is a predicted model, not a curated record. Lineage: Eukaryota; Metazoa; Chordata; Actinopteri; Cypriniformes; Leuciscidae.
UGUGAGUGAGCCAACAUCAGCAGAAAAGAAGUUAACUGAGAGAAGAGGACAAGAAGAGCGAGGGAAAAAAGAGAGAGGCUGUUGGGGCCCACGCCAAAAGUUCAUUAACAAAACCAAUCGGACUUUUUUUCUCAUCUGUAGUGGUGCCUCGCCAACCUUCAAAAUUUCGCCCAAAAGCAGACAGGAGGAUCGGCCGGUGCUGACGAGACUCGUCGGCAGGAAACGGCUGAUCGCGGCUGGGGUGCUUGGUGUGGUCAUGGUCCUGGUGCUGGUGAUACUGAUCCCGGUUUUGGUGAGCUCUGCCGGGACAUCCGCCGCGCACUACGAGAUGCUCGGCACCUGCAGGAUGGUUUGCGAUCCUUAUGGUACCAAAUCCCCGACCAGCACGGUCUCAGCAGAAACAGUCCGGGACAGCAACCUCAUGCAGUCUUUACCAACUUUUAUACAAGGUCCGAAAGGUGAACCGGGACGCCCGGGGAAAGCGGGGCCGAGGGGGCCUCCCGGUGAACCCGGACCACCCGGACACCCUGGACCUCCCGGAGAGAUGGGGCAACCGGGACGACCUGGAUUACCCGGGCAGCCGGGACCAAACAUGGCCACCGGUGCCAUCAGCGCGGCCACCUACAGCACCGUGCCCAAAAUCGCCUUUUACGCAGGGCUAAAAAAGCAGCACGAGGGCUACGAGCUGCUGAAGUUUGACGACGUGGUCACGAAUCUCGGGAAUCAUUACGACCCAACCACGGGAAAAUUCACCUGUUCCAUACCGGGAAUAUACUUCUUUACCUACCAUGUGCUCAUGCGAGGAGGAGACGGAACCAGCAUGUGGGCUGAUCUGUGUAAGAACAACCAGGUCCGUGCCAGUGCCAUCGCCCAGGACGCAGAUCAAAACUACGACUACGCCAGCAACAGCGCCGUUCUUCACCUGGAGCCCGGAGACGAAGUCUACAUCAAACUAGACGGAGGAAAAGCCCACGGGGGAAACAACAACAAGUACAGCACCUUCUCUGGGUUUAUAAUAUACGCCGAUUAGGACAUGCGCACCUACUCCAGAUGGUCUAUCCUGUCCCCCUCUGCUACUCCUCCUCCUCUUCUUCUUCUUUUUUUUUUGUUGAGCGUAUUUUUCCUUUGGGCCCGGGGCAAGCAGACAGACCUGCUCAAACACCCCUCAUCAUUAGUCUGUAGAUGUGGGUUUGAAGGCAGAACUCCAAAAAUCAAGAGCCAAAAAGUAAAAAAAGAAAGAUAAAAAGCCCGGAGAAAGAAGCACUUCAUCACAGAGGAAAGAUGUACGGAUGCUUCCGAGGAGAAGUGUGUGUCUUUCUAUGUCUGUGGCCAUCAAAGAAGCCUUUUAUAAUAUGUAACCUGACAUAAUCAGCUAUAUGUGCAAUAACGUGAACAUCUGUUAUUCCAGUUCCAUCUCGGUGAUACCUGACUAAAUGAGUUUGAAUCAAUCAUGUUCCAUUAGAUAUCCAGUGUAACCGGACCAAAACUGAUCCUCUUGUGUUCCUCUUGCAUAUCUGCUAAAAGACUGCAGAUAUUUGUUCGCUGACUGUUUGUGAGUGCUAAUUAUGACUUAGGGACAUACAACAAAACAAUAUACCUUGGUGGUAAUGGCUUGCAGUGAAAUAAUAUUCCAGUUAAGGCUUUCAGCGAUUUACUUUUAGUCUGCAGUGUCAGGGUGUCAAAAGCCCGUGUUUUUUUCCCCCUUCCUUUUUUGUUUUGGUGUGUAAUGUUAGCCGGCAUCUUUUAUUGCACACAGACGUAUUAGACCGAGAAAGAAAAUGUUUCUUGUGAUAUUUAGAGCACUAUGCAGAGUAUGGGUGUUAAUAUGUAAAUGUGUAUCUAUCUUCAGAGAAUUCCAGAAUGUGAUUAAUAAUAUUGCAACUUAUUUUCAGUGUAAAUAUGGAAAUGGAUCUCUUUUUUUCUUCUUUUUUGGUUUAAAUAUGAAAGAGCAUCAGGUGACCGUUAUGUAUAUGCGUCACUCUUAUCUCCAGGUUGGGAUGGCAGGGAAUGUGUGUGAUGAAUUAUUAUCCGAGGAUUAUUUUUCUUUUCCUGUCCUGCUGCUGUAAUUCUCAUUCACGUCUACAACCCUUCAAACGCAUUUUCCAUUAAAUGGAAAUUUGAUCAGA